Messenger RNA from Dermacentor silvarum, 2999 nucleotides. RefSeq lists its product as uncharacterized. The transcript has a single exon. Lineage: Eukaryota; Metazoa; Arthropoda; Arachnida; Ixodida; Ixodidae. The record is from RefSeq and is a predicted model, not a curated record. The coding region runs from base 496 to 2388 and encodes 630 amino acids.
GUUAAGGGGAGACGCGGGUCGAAAAGUCACGGUUUUCUAAAAAAAAAUCACUUUUUUGUUUUAAUUCGUAUUGUCAUCUUUUGUCUAUGAACUUUUAUUUCUGUAAAUAUCAAGCCGAAAUUCGCGCAAGAAGUCACCGAAAAAUGCGCCGAAGUGAGCGGCGGUGACACUAGAAUUCACCAAAAGUCGCAAAAGUUCGCGCCGUUCGCAUUGUUCCGACGCGGUCGGGCAGCGCCGCCCGCCAUUUGCAAUCAUCAGGGCGCGCAGCGUCACCCCUCUCCUUCAAGGUUCAAUAGCCGCUAGUCUCGUAUCUUCUCGGAGAAUAAAAGAAAAACGAGAAAGAAGACGCGACCGUCGCGCGUUUUGAAUUGCGCGCCAAGCAGCGCGGGGCCGCCAUUGGACGGCGGCGCUCUUUUUGUGUAGUGAAGCCGAACCACCGCCGCCGUGCGUUCUCGCUAGCAGCAGUUUUCCGUGUUCUCUCCGCGUUUCCUUGAGAUGACAAGCCCGAAAAAGUGCAGUUCCGACGUCCGGAAGUAUAGAACUCGGCACAAGUACCGAGGAAAACGACGUAAGCCGCUCCGAAAAACGACAGCCGGGAACGACGCCUGCGACGCUCCGACGGCGGUUAGGCCUACCGCCGACAUCGGCCACCACGACAUCGGUAACCGCGACAGUGGUUCUGAAUUCGACGCUGCUGUGGAGUUCGUCAGCGCAUCACAGAAGAAGAUAGAAUUCUUCAAAAGUGAGCCAAGGUCGGCUGGUGCUUCUGCUGCUAGCACGGUGUUGUGCGAGAUCGGUGCAUUGACAGCACUAGUGGCAGGUUCGGCAUGCCCCACUUGCCGCGAACGGAAACUCGCCGUCCGAGAAGCAGCCGAGAAGCGCAAAGGACUUUCGUCCUUCCUAGAGCUACGCUGCGACAAUGCCGAGUGCCCCGAGUCUGUGCUGUCAUUUACGCAUACGUCGAAGCGGAUCAACUCGGCCUGCGUGAGCGGUGACCCCGGAGCGAACAUUCGCUACGACGGCGGGAGCUCGCGCGACGGCUUCGCCGUAAACGUGAAGGCGGUUUUGGCAGCGCGUGCCAUAGGUGCAGGACAUGACCAGCUUUCGCGAUUUUGUGCGAUCAUCGGCCUUCCAAAACCGCUGCAUCAGAAGACAUUUCAUGGCAUUGCCAAGAAGCUCCAUUGUGCUGCUAUGGAGGCUGUUAGCCAAAACUUGGAAGAGGCACGAAGGGUCACGAAGGACGCCGUCGGCGGCGGCGAUGUGCCGGUCAUGUUCGACGGCACUUGGCAAAAAAGGGGCCAUAAAAGCCACAACGGAGUAGGCACAGCUGUGUCCCUGGACACAGGUCUUUGCCUGGACUUUGAGGUCCUUUCGAAUUACUGCCUCGCUUGCAGUAUACACAAGGACAUAGGCGAUGAAGAAGAAAUAUGGGAAGCCUUCCAUCGUCCUGUAUGUGAAAAAAACACCGAUUGUUCAUCCCAUGCAAUGGAACCGGAAGCAGCAGUGCGCAUAUGGCAGAGGACAAUGUCAUACAAGACCCCACUGCGCUUCACAAAUUUUUUGAGUGAUGGCGACAGCAAGGCCUACACUGCCGUCUGUGGGGCGAAGGUGUAUGGCAAUACUGUCAUCGAAAAAGAAGAGUGCACCAACCACGUUUCAAAACGCCUAGGCACUGCUCUGCGAAAAAUGACAACGCCACUGCCACGAGGGGAAAAACUAAAAGUCACAGCCAUCCAGAAGCUGCAGACAUAUUAUCAAAUAGCUAUAACAAACAACAAGGGCAGCGUCCGCAGCAUGUACACUGCUAUAUGGGCCUCCUAUUUUCAUUCUUGCUCCAGUGAUGGUGCCAGUAGCCACAAAUUUUGCCCUGCUGGACCAGAUUCGUGGUGUAAACACAGGCGUGCUGAAGCACUGGGGGAGCCUACACCAUGCCACACCCCCUUGUUGACUAAAGCACAGGGCUUGGCAAUUAUGCCUAUUUAUAAGCGCCUUACGGAUGAGAAGCUCCUGGCUCGGUGCCUUCAUGGAAAAACACAAAAUGCAGCCGAGUCACUCAACAGCAAAAUAUGGCUGCUGUGUCCCAAAACAAAAUUUGCCUCCCGGACAUCUGUAGAGACAGCCACGGCUAUUGCCGUGCUGUGGUACAACAAAGGCCAUGCCGGCUUUGAGCAUGUCCUAAAAGAGAUUGGACUACUUCCCCCAGAAGAGUUGGCCACACACACUGACCGUUGCGAUGACCUGCGCAUAAAGAAAAUGAACUUGAAGCGUACAGCAGAAGCAAGGGCGCACCGUCGGAGUGAGGUGAAAAGGGCUCGCACCGAGGAGACCAACCGUAGGAGCCAAGCUACAGUGCGGGAGGAUUCUAAACACUUUGUGUGCUUUCUGUAAAAGCUGCUAUUCACUGUGAUCGAAGAUUCAUGUCAUAACAAUUGCAUUUUCAAGAAUACAUGCUUUUGUAACAUUCAAGCCUGUUUUUCUCAUUUUCAAAUUUUUGGAAAUUUUCAUGUUUUCCGGGAAGCCUUUUGUUCACUUAGAAUUGGCGCAUACUAACGAAAUUUGGCGUACAUAUUCUUGAAGGUAUGUAGAGUGCCGAUAUCUACUUGAAAUUGCGUUAUCUCUCAGUAGUAAUUACAAUAGUACAAGGUUUUGUUUCAUGGACCUGAGAAAACCAAUGGUUGAAAUGUCAUAAUUUUUUUGGCAAACUUCCAGUAACUGUACACCUUUUUUCACUAGAUAUCGGCACUCUAUGAUCUACAAAGAGCUAAAUAAACCAUAGCACGAUACCUUUUGUGAAAGUUUAGUACAUAAAAAUGUGCCCGUACAGAUAGCUAUAAUUUGUCAUCGAGUAUAAUAUAACUCAAGAACUAUAUCAGCUACACAAAAACUAAUUGUACAUUUGAAAUCUACAUGAAAAACUCUCUAAUUAGCUGAAUUUCCAAGUCUCUAGCACAAAUAAUAAAAAAAAAAGUUGUUUCGAGGAGUGUCUCCCCUUAAUAUUU